GUUUAAAAGCAGACAAAGAGCAGCUUAACAAUUUUCUCAAAUAACUAACCUUUAUAUUUAUCACAGCUUAUAAUAAAACACUUUUUUGAUCUGCCUUAGGUACAUGAUAUUCUUUGAUGAUGGAUAUACACAGUAUGUAUACCAUAAGAAUAUUCGCCUCGUGUGUGGUGAGUCACCAAAUGUAUGCGACGAUGUACAUGAAAAUAUUCGAGAAUUUGUGAAGGUGUAUUUACACAACUAUCCAGAACGGCCUAUGGUGAAGUUUAAUAAAAAACAAAUAGUGCGCACAGAGCUAAACAACUUAUGGUGUUCAGCCAAAGUGAAAAACUUAGAUGCAUCGUUAGUACAGUUAAAAUUUCUUGAUGUCAAGGUCGAACACACAGAGUGGAUGUAUCGGGGCUCAAACAGGUUAGGCCCAAUAUAUAAUCAAUUACGUAAUAAUAAUCAAGACAAGCGUGUACGUGGUACGGUGUUGACUGAUGUUAAUAAGUUAUUAAAUCGACCAUACAUUGAAAUAGAAAACCUGACUGGAAAUGAAAAAAGUGUUAACAUUGACAAUAGUGACAAUGCCGAGGACAAUGCUCAAAAACUUCUAAAAAAUAAUGGUGUAAUUAAAUCAAUUGAAAUACCAGCAAACUGUCCAAAACCGCUUCCUUACAAGCACCAUGAGUGUUCUCAUUUUUGUAUGUUAUGGGUUCACUAUGACUACAGUCAAACAAAAUAUAUGAAUGUUUUAAGCAUUCCGUUACAUUAUGGAUUUAUAAGGUCUGUAUUUACAGACAAAAAGUUAAAAUUAAAAAAAGUAAUAUAUACCACUCCUUGCGGACGUAAUAUAGAUAAUGAAAACGAAAUGUACAACUACUUGAAACUGACAAGUUAUGGUAAUAACCAAAUGACAAUGGACUUAUUUAAUUUUGAUUGGUUGGUGAAUCCGCUUUCUACAUUCAGCGUACCAGAAGUGUUUAUUCGUAACAAAGACCUAUCUUAUGAAAUGGAGUUUAAAUCAAUUAGUGUUUUCAACAGUUUAAAUGACUUAGUACCAGACCACAUGAAGUAUAUAACAAAACGCAUAACUAACCCUAACGUUAAUUUGAAUGUAGACUCCAAAUUUUUAUGUGGAUGCGAUUGUAUUGAUAAUUGCGAAGACAAAAAUAAAUGUUCCUGUUGGCAACUUACUAACGAGGGUCCAAAAAAUUAUCCCGCUAUUUUCAAAGACCAUGAUAACAUUGGCUACAGUUUCAAACGGCUACACAAACAAGUAAUCACUGGUAUUUUUGAAUGUAAUACUAGUUGUAAAUGUAAGAAAACUUGUUUAAAUCGUGUUGUUCAGGAACCACUGAAAACGUCACUGCAACUGUUUUUAACUGAAAAAAAAGGCUGGGGGGUGAGAACGCUCGCCGAUAUUCCUAAAGGCAGUUUUGUUUGUACAUAUCUUGGGGUGGUUCGCACAGAGAAAGAUGCAGAUAAUGAUUUUUCGUUAAACUGGGGUGAAUAUCUGGCAGAUUUGGAUUUUCUCGAAACAGUCGAAGACAUCAAAGAUGGAUAUGAAAGUUAUGUGGUCCAGUCUGAAGAUGAAAGUGAAGAUUCUACUAGUUCAUCUGAUGAUGAAGAGUUUAAUCCUAGUUGGGCAACCAAGAGUAAGAUGAGUAUGUUUGAAUCUAGAAUGUCGUUAAGGAAGAACUUACAAAAUACAAAUACAAAAAUUGAUGGAAAACAUGAACUGUCUAAGUUAAAUACUCAACAAAAGGAUGUAAGUAAAAACACAUCUUUGCUAAGGUACCUAGAUAGAGACUGUGGCAUCUACACGUUGGAUGCUAAGGUUAGUGGGAACAUAGGUCGCUAUUUUAAUCAUUCUUGUGACCCAAACAUAUUUAUACAAAAUGUUUUUAUCGAUACACAUGACCUUAGAUUUCCAUGGGUAUCAUACUUUGCACUAUCAAAUAUUCCAGCAGGAACCGAACUAUCAUGGGAUUAUAAUUAUAUGAUUGGCAGCGUGAAAAACAAAAGACUUAUGUGCCACUGUGAGUCAAAAAAUUGCAAGGGCAGACUAUUAUAAUUUGUAUUUAUAAUCAAUACUUUUGUAAUUAUUAAUUAAUUGUUUUUUAAUUAUUUUUGCUUAGAGACAACCAAAUAUGUUGUACUUACAAUGAUUUACCUAUGUUUGUGAAUAAUAUUAUUGUGUAAAAAGAAUGAAAUAUUUUACUUUUAAUUUUUCUGAGUUCAAUAUGUUGAAGUCCAACAGAUCAGUAUAGUUUCAUCUUACAUACUAUUAUUUUCAAAUGUUAUUAGAAGACUUGUAAUAUAUUUUUUAGUUAAGUGUU
Molecule: messenger RNA, 2321 nt
Organism: Acyrthosiphon pisum (pea aphid)
Lineage: Eukaryota; Metazoa; Arthropoda; Insecta; Hemiptera; Aphididae
Product: histone-lysine N-methyltransferase eggless
Exons: 1
Coding region: 104-2056 (650 amino acids)
Biological process (GO): negative regulation of gene expression; heterochromatin organization
Cellular component (GO): nucleus
Molecular function (GO): histone H3K9 methyltransferase activity; protein binding; zinc ion binding
Source: RefSeq, a predicted model, not a curated record